Messenger RNA from Stylonychia lemnae, 1350 nucleotides. The record is from the annotation of a GenBank genome assembly. NCBI's taxonomy places the organism in Eukaryota, Ciliophora, Spirotrichea, Sporadotrichida, Oxytrichidae.
AUGAUUGGACAUUUAGAUUAGCAAGAAGAAAAAAUGAAAAAAUUUAAUCAGCAAUUGACAUUCGAAGAGCUUAAAUUAAAGACUUUUUAGGAACUAGUUGCAGAUGUCAAUGAGAUUAAAAACUAUAUGAACACAGAGAUAUAAAUUGAUAGUGCUGAUGACUUACUCAGAUAUUAUAAAAAUUUCUAUCGACCACAAGAAAACCCUGACCACAUACUUAUAAUGACCACUCAAAUUAUUGUGCUUUCAGCCUACUAUUAGGAUUUCAAGCUUUUCUCUGAAUCACAAUUAUACUAAAAACUACUUCAUGAUGUCAAAAAGUAUCUGUAAUAUAGUCAAAGUGUCGAUCCAAAUUACCUAGCAGUCUGUUUAAAAUUCAUGAAAGAUGUGGUGUUUCCAAUAACUAAUAUGUCUUAUCUUUCAGAAAAUGUAUAUAAACAGAGAAACCUAUUCAAUGAGAUUAUAAACUUAAUUAUUAGUAGGGCUAGCAAGGAUUUAAAUUUGUUGAAUAUUGGGCAGAUAUCAUACAUUUCUCGUAAUCUUCAAAUACAGUAUAAGAAAAAGCCGAUGUUUGUAGAAAAAGAAGUAGACGAAAUAAGAGUUGAAUUUAAUGAGAAAGUGGAUUAAUAUCUGAUACACAAAUACAAGAAUAAUGAGAGAAUAGACAAAAUCAAUGGCAUAAGAUUACUCAUCGGAUAGUCAAAUAAUAAUAUGAUGGAUAGAGAUGCCUGUAUUGCUGUUGAAAGCUUGCUUUAUGACUCUCUUCUAGAAUUAAAAUAGGAAAAUCCCAGCCAACCAAUAUUGUCGAGAUAAGAAUUUUUAGAUAUAGUGAACGCAUUUACUCGUAGGAAGUCUUAUAACAAGGAUCUCUGGAUAUUAUCUCUUAAAUAACUUAGCUUCUUUUUUAAAAGCCAGGAAAUGCGUUUGUCAGACCUGACCAUAUUGACUUAUAAUCUAUACGUGAUGAAACUCUACUCUCCCAAGUUAUACUAAAUGAUUGUAGAUUACUUUCUCAAGCAAAGGUAUUCAGAAACUGAAAUGUGCGAGUUAAGGCCUGUAAUGGUAGUUAACUUUAUACUGUCCAUGUCGUACAUGCAUAAAACUCUAGAGAACGACGAGUUUUUCAAAGUAGUACGAGCCUAUAUAAUAAAUAAUCUAGAUUCAUUCAAUAAACUCUUGCUGACUAAACUGCUGGAUGUUUUCAAAUACAAUUAAAAAUUUUCACUCAUUAAUCAAAAUUUGAAGCUACUGUUGGAAAAAGAACUUGAGAAAAAAGUUGAAUAGAAAAUUAGUGAAAGUGAAGAAGAAGAAUUUAAAAUGCUAAGAUAAGAUCUAAGCAACUUAAGCUGA